Caenorhabditis remanei is the source of this 387-nucleotide messenger RNA. RefSeq lists its product as uncharacterized. Bases 1 to 387 code for a protein of 128 amino acids. The record is from RefSeq and is a predicted model, not a curated record. NCBI's taxonomy places the organism in Eukaryota, Metazoa, Nematoda, Chromadorea, Rhabditida, Rhabditidae. The transcript has 2 exons.
AUGAAUAGAAAGUUGAAGACUCUCGCUGAGUGGCAUGUUUUACAACACAAAAUGGUUUUGAUGGAAAAUCGACAAGAUGAACAAGAUAAGGCGAUUCAGUGGAUGAAACAAGAAGAAACACAUAAAGUACUGGCGAAAUUGAAAAGAAGGAAUGAGAAGCUUCGACGGCGACUGGAAAAGGAAAAGGAAUGUCCAGAAGAAUUCUCUCGUCGGCAGAAGGAAUUGCACCGCCAGGCUUUGGAGAUGAUUGAAAAACUUGAGAAUAUGAAAAAGAAUAAGAAUAUGAAAUAUUACUAUCGAGAGAAACACAAUGCGAGAGCACUUUGCAGUGAAAUUCGAAAGUUAUUACGUGAAAGUGAAGCAGUAAUUGCUAGAUCGCGAGAAUAA